AUGUUUAAGAAACGUUACCUGAAACAGAUGAUUGUGGAAUAUGAAGCCUUGGACCUUAAAAUGCCUUGUAUCCGUAAAUUCCUAAAGCCUCCGUCAUCUCAACCUCUUGCUCUCUGCUUGGAGUGUGCGUCGGAAAAAGAUUUCAGCCACUAUGAUAUUUUGCAAAGCAUAGAACAAAUUUUGCCAAAAGCCUUUGAAAAGCAGCGAGUGAAAAGUAUCCAGUUUGUGAACAUGAACGUCAUCUGCGCAACAGCAGGACAAAAAAACAGGUGGAUUAUAGCGCUAUCAGACAUCCAAACACGUAACUUAUUCUUGCAAACUGGUCUUGUGGUCUGUGGAGACUACUUCCCACUCCGUCGACAUGAUGACAUCAAUUUAGAGGAUUACAAACUACAUUUGAAGAGAACACUUGUCAAAAAGAAUAUCUUAGAUCUCCUGAGUAAUUCAUGCAACAUGAAAAUUCUGUGUGGAACUUAA
This is a messenger RNA of Bombina bombina (fire-bellied toad), 477 nucleotides long. RefSeq names its product chromosome 8 C19orf81 homolog (gene C8H19orf81). The coding region runs from base 1 to 477 and encodes 158 amino acids. NCBI's taxonomy places the organism in Eukaryota, Metazoa, Chordata, Amphibia, Anura, Bombinatoridae. The transcript is spliced from 4 exons. The record is from RefSeq and is a predicted model, not a curated record.